AUGAAGAAGACUGAGGAAGCUUCACAAACCAAAACUUCUGGAAGAGAUACCAAGCAGGAUCUUUGCAGAAUGGAGAAGAUUUGAUGAAGCUUCAAAGAACAGAACCUCAGACAGUGACGUCUAGACAUCUGGCAGGAUCUUCAUGGGCUGAUAUGUUGGCUGAAUAGUGGUACAGAUAGAACUGUUAAAGAAACUGCAUCGUUCCACUUUUGAAAUCAGUAUGGCAUUGCAAAAAGGAGUAUAUAGUGAUAUGCCACAAGGGGCAAUACACUUAAGUGAAAAAGAGGCAAGAGAGUACCAGUUUAGAGUCAUAUAUGGAUGGAAACCAGAAAGAGAUGUGUGGCCAUUUCACUAUGGUUAUGCAAUUCUAGGUUCUUGCAGUGCAUUGUCAGGCGUGUACAUCAAUGGCCAUUUCAGAAAUAGAUUGAGACUUCACUCUUAUGGCAGGCUGUCCAGUUAUCUUCCUAUUGUAGUACUUCCUACAAUUAUGACAGCAUUAUUUCAUCAAGAGGCAGUGUCUUCUGAUAUUAUACUACAGAAGACAGUCUGUCCAUUGUGCAUUGAGUUACGUGCUACAGCCCUCCAAGUUGGCUUUUCUGUAAUAUAUCCAUCGUUGUUAAGUCCACUGGCAGGUUUUGCUCUAGCAUCAUAUUACAACUCAUACAAAUUGCCACUGUUUUCGGAAGAUCCCAAAGGAGUGUUUGCUGUAUGGAGAAAAUUAAUUAAACCUAUUGGUAGUACUCUGUUUUCAAUUGCUGUUGCUCAAAGUUUAAUAGCAGUGUGGAUUACUUACUGUGAAGCCAAGUCCUACUAUAAGGUACAGGCAAAAUUGAACAUGGAAAAAGAUGAGCUGCACAAUACAUUGUGAAACAAUGUAAUUUAAAUGGACUAUAGAAUUAGAAUAUUAUUUUAUAAAGUGAAAAUACAGUACAGUAUCCUGCAUACAUGAGAAGUAUUAAAUAUGAGAAACUAUAUGUAUUGCAUUAUACUGAAAUAAGAUAUAUUCAUAACCUAUUUGAGACAAAUAUUUGAAGUGUGUGCUUAUGAUGGGAAUGAUGUUUGUAUAAUGUGAUGCGACAUACUUCAUUUACAAUUUGAGACGGUAAUCCAUUUGUUUCCUAUUCCUUAAAUCCUGCUGUUCCUUCUAUCAUUCAGUAUUCCAUAAUUUUCGUAUUUUGGUGCAACACACUGGUAAAAAUGACAGAUGUACAUAAAGAGGACCUGGUAAAUAGGUUAAGUUGAUAGUCAUUUACAAAUUAUAUGAAAAAAUAUUUUGGCAUAUGAGAUUUCAAAGUAUGCAAAGUAUUAGAAGGAACAAGACAGUGUAAGCUGUUAAUCCACAUACUUCCUUCUAUGCUUUCUACAUUUCUAGAAGCUCAUGAGAUUUUGUAUAGAGUAAUAAGGGAUAUAUGAGCUUCUGAUAAUUAUAAGCAAUAUAUCACAAAAAGAAAGCCUGCACUUAUUAUCCGUAUCAACUAACCACAACUGUAAGCUUAAUUAACAGAAUUAAACCAUCACUUGCUGGCAUUUCUUUCUUUAACUAGAAAAAUAUAUUCAUAAACAGAACAUACAGGGAAAAAAAGUUCCAUUUGCUGUGGAUAAGACAAGUGAAAUUGACAGUGAUUUCUCACACCUCACAUAUUUGUUAUAUCUUACCUGAAGUUGCUAGACACAGUUUGACUCAACCACUCCAACAGAAAGGAAGUAAUAAAUUAAUGUACAACUGGCA
Molecule: messenger RNA, 1729 nt
Organism: Zootermopsis nevadensis
Lineage: Eukaryota; Metazoa; Arthropoda; Insecta; Blattodea; Termopsidae
Product: transmembrane protein 126
Biological process (GO): mitochondrial respiratory chain complex I assembly
Cellular component (GO): mitochondrion
Source: RefSeq, a predicted model, not a curated record